Messenger RNA from Scleropages formosus (Asian bonytongue), 1680 nucleotides. RefSeq names its product solute carrier family 25 member 34 (gene slc25a34). Bases 337 to 1326 code for a protein of 329 amino acids. The record is from RefSeq and is a predicted model, not a curated record. The transcript has 6 exons. Lineage: Eukaryota; Metazoa; Chordata; Actinopteri; Osteoglossiformes; Osteoglossidae.
GGAUAGCUGGCGGCGAAGCUGAUUGGCCGAGAGCGGCGCGAGACAACGGUGUGGGGUGGCGAGGGCUCCGAGGCCAUUGGCUGACCGGUAAAUCCAUGGGCUGGACUCUCACAAUGGACUGGACUGAAAGAGUCCGCAGGACUCACAUGUUUACCACCAGCACCGACUUCGCGGCGAGGAAAAAGAGGAAGAAAGCAAAGACGGUUCUUCAAGUUCAACCUCUUCCUCCCAUGGCCCGUCCCGGAUGGCUGUGAGCCUUGAGCCGAAAGACUAGGAUCUCGCGUCCCCGUUGUCGAGCGCUUUCCGGGCAAAAGCGAAGUUCGGAGCGGACCCGAGAUGCCGGGGGCCCAUCUCCUGGAGUACCCGGCCCGGGAUCCUCAUUUCGGCUCGCAGCUGUCGCACCCGGGCCCUGCGCUGUGGCUGCCGCUCGACUUUGCGCUGGGCGCGUUGGCUUGCUGCGGCGCCUGCGUGUUCACGAACCCGCUGGAAGUGGUGAAGACACGGUUGCAGCUGCAGGGUGAGCUGCGAGCGCGGGGAUCUUACACGCGGCAUUACCGCGGUGCCCUGCAGGCUCUGUGGCUGGUGGGUCGCGCCGACGGAUUGCGCGGUCUGCAGAAGGGGCUCACGGCUGGCCUGCUCUACCAGGGCAGCAUGAACGGCGUCCGCCUGGGAUUCUACUCCUACAUGGAGGCGGAGGGUCUCGCUGCAGUUCCUGGGGGCAGCCUGCUGGCAGGGGCCAUGGCCGGGGCACUGGGGGCCUUCAUUGCCUCACCUGCUUACCUGGUGAAGACUCACCUUCAGGCCCAGGCGGUGGAGGCUAUUGCUGUGGGUCACCAGCACAACCACCAGGGGGUGUCGAGUGCAUUUGUCAGCAUAUAUCGGCGCGAAGGUGUGAUUGGCCUGUGGAGGGGUGUGAAUGGGGCAGUCCCCAGGGUCAUGGUGGGCUCAGCAUCACAACUUGCAACCUUUAGCUCUGCCAAGAACUGGGUCUCACAAAUGCAGUGGUUUAAUCCUAACAGCUCCCUGGUGGCCUUGACAGCUGCGAUGAUUAGUGGAAUCGCUGUGACUAUUACCAUGACUCCAUUCGACGUCAUCAGCACCCGACUUUACAACCAGCCUGUGGAUGAAAUGCGUAAGGGGCGGCUCUACCAGGGUUUCUUCGAUUGCCUGUUGAAGGUGUGCCGUACUGAGGGGCCCAUGGGCCUUUACAAGGGUAUGGGUCCAGUGUUCCUGCGCCUUGCUCCCCACACUGUCCUCAGUAUGCUCUUCUGGGACCUCCUGAGGCAAAGGGCCUUACAGUACUGCCAGCCCGAGGUGAAGGAUUGACAACUUAGUCUGUAGUCCUUUCACACCUACCAGGAGGACUGACUUAGGGACGUGCGGACUCCUGCAUUCACUAAGUCAAGUCAGGUGAUGGGCGGUAUGAGGGCAGAUAGGACAGAAGGGAUCAAGUGAAUUAAUAUGACUGCUAGGGAGGGGCAGAAGGUAUAUUUGUGACCAGUAAAGAGCAAAGCUCAUGAUGUACACUUUAUAGAAGUCAGUUUUUUAAAAUUUUCCUAUAGAUUUUUGGUGCUUCUGGAUGUUCAUGACAGGCCAAAAAAAUCCUUGCACCUUCUUGCCUGAUACAUUUACAUUUAUUUAUUUAGCAGAUGUUUUUUCUCCAAAGCGACUUCAAAGAAC